Molecule: messenger RNA, 1221 nt
Organism: Tyto alba (common barn owl)
Lineage: Eukaryota; Metazoa; Chordata; Aves; Strigiformes; Tytonidae
Product: pepsin B-like
Exons: 9
Coding region: 13-1179 (388 amino acids)
Biological process (GO): proteolysis
Molecular function (GO): aspartic-type endopeptidase activity
Source: RefSeq, a predicted model, not a curated record
AACUCCUGCACCAUGAAGUGGCUCAUCCUGGCCCUGGUGUGUCUCCAGCUCUCGGAGGGGCUGGUGAGAGUCAAACUGAAGAAAGCCAAGUCUAUACGGGAGAAAAUGAGGGAGGCUGGAGUGCUAGAGGACUACCUGAAAAAAAUUAAAUAUGAUCCAGUUAAGAAAUACCGCUUCAGUGAUGACUAUGUUGUGUAUGAGCCAAUAACCAGCCAUCUGGAUUCCUCUUACUUCGGGGAGAUCAGCAUCGGGACCCCCCCCCAAAACUUCUUGGUGCUCUUCGACACCGGCUCCUCCAACCUGUGGGUGCCCUCCAUCUACUGCCAGACGCCGGCGUGCCUCAAUCACACGAUGUUUGAGCCCAGUGAGUCCUCCACCUUCACCUCCAACGGCCAGUCCUACACCCUCUCCUAUGGCAGCGGCACGCUCACGGUGGUGCUGGGCUACGACACGCUGACGAUCCAGAGCAUCGUGGUCACAAACCAGGAGUUCGGGCUCAGUGAGAAUGAGCCAACGCAGCCUUUCUACUAUGCCGAUUUUGAUGGGAUCCUGGGAAUGGCCUACCCCUCGCUGGCGGUGGGAGGGACGCCCACCGUGCUGCAGGGCAUGCUGCAGCAGAACCAGCUCACCCAGCCCAUCUUCAGCUUCUACUUCUCUCGCCAACCCACCUAUGACUAUGGAGGAGAGCUCAUUCUCGGAGGAGUUGACUCUCAGCUCUUCUAUGGGGACGUUAUGUGGGCACCGGUGACCCAGGAGCUUUACUGGCAGGUCGCGCUUAAUGAGUUUGCUAUCGGACAGUCAGCGACUGGCUGGUGCAGCCAGGGCUGCCAGGCCAUCGUGGACACGGGGACGUUCCUGCUGACGGUGCCCCAGGAGUACUUCAACAGCUUCCUUCAGGCCAUGGGUGCCCAGGUGACCAGCGACGGGUAUGCAGUUGACUGCAACGAGGUCCAGAACAUGCCCACCAUCACCUUCGUCAUCAAUGGAGCUCAGCUCCCACUCUCCCCCUCCGCCUACGUCAUGGAGAACAACGGCUACUGCACUCUUGGGAUUGAGGUCACCUACGUGCCUUCCCAGAAUGGGCAGCCGCUCUGGAUCUUGGGUGACGUUUUCCUCAAGGAGUAUUACACCAUCUUUGACAUGGCUAACAACCGCAUUGGCUUUGCCUCGUCGGCGUAGAAGAGUGGAGCAGCAAAAUCCAGCCCCUGUCCUGGCCAAACA